Molecule: messenger RNA, 2056 nt
Organism: Sorghum bicolor (sorghum)
Lineage: Eukaryota; Viridiplantae; Streptophyta; Magnoliopsida; Poales; Poaceae
Product: WPP domain-interacting protein 1
Exons: 2
Coding region: 256-1884 (542 amino acids)
Source: RefSeq, a predicted model, not a curated record
AGGGGAACAAAAAAAAUCAGCCCUUUUUCUGGUUUGUUUUGUUUACUGAUACUGUCUGUUUCCUCUCGCCUUCCACUCCCUGGAUCUCCAGCUCCAGGCGGCCAGGCCCGAGCUGGGGAAUUCCGAUCCCAACAGCCCCCACCAAGGCCUCGCGCCGAUCCCAAGGACUCGUGCCUCCCGUCCUCCGAUGCCGCAACUCAUCCCAUCCGGCUUCUGAAGCCGCGGCCUCCGACGUCAAUUCCGGUGGCGGGCGGCAUGGAUUCCGCCGCCAACAGCGUCGGCGAGUCUGUGGGCGAGUCUCCGGCGCCAGCGCCGGCGCCGGAGCCGCAGACACCGCCGGCCGAACCGGUCACCAAGGGCCGCGGGCUCCGCCGGUGGCGCCGUAUCCCGCGCGAGCAGCACCACGAGGGGUCUCCGGCGAGCCCCGGGGCCGGUACCGGCGCAGGUGCUACAGCGGGUGAGGACUUGGCGGCGCAGCUCCACAAGCGGCGUUACGGCCCUGCCGCCGACGAGCCCAAGGGAAAGCAAGACGCGGCGGCUGCAGAGGAGGUCGAGAGCUCGGUCGCGUCGGUGGAGUCCAGCUUCGUGCCGCUGGAGGCGUCCCCACCGCCGGCGCCGGCGCCGGCGCUGACCAGGUUGGACCCGAAUCUAGGCCACCUGAUUGCCACCGCCGGUUUCUCGGUGGGCGCCGGCGGCGCCGAUUCGGACAACAGCGACGACCGCACCAGCAAGUCGUCCACGGCCGCCAGCGCGCCGCGCCACGACUUCUCGUCCGUCGGCUUCGGCCGGGAGCGCGACAGGGCGCGAUCCCGCGCCCCCGGCGCCGCUCACGGCAAGGGCAUCCGUGCUGCUCGUGUGCGCGGCGCUAGUGCGCGCGUUGCCUCCUCCCCUGCUGAAGCAGAGAAUUCUCGCUCCAGCGUCGAGUCCAACCUCCGAAGCUCUAACGCUGCUCAUGCGCGGCGAUCUAGUUCUGGCGUCACAAGCAACGGUGUUCACAAGGUUCUAUUCCCUGAUGGUCAUCAAAGUGACGACGAACCUCCAAGUGCAGACCUGCGGUAUGCUACAGGAGGUUUCUACAAGGAGAAUGGGAGUGUAAUAGGGAGAUUGGCGAACUGUGACUCUGAUUCCAACAAUCAUAUCUUUGAUGAAGCCAGUGCUGGCAAGUUUGAGAAUGGAGGGACUCAUUCAGGUUUGGAUCCGUAUGCUGAGUCGGUGGCGUUGCUUCAGUCGGCACAAGAAGCGCUUGAGAAUGAGAUCCAAAAGUUUGUGGAAAUCAGGGAAGAAACUGAUGAAGAUUCCACAACUCACCAAAGUGAAAUAGAAUGGAGCAGCUCUCCUGUAGAAGAAUUAAAUGAGAAGAUAAAGAUGCUCGAGUCGAAGCUGGAAGAAGCCACCAUGGUCAUCAAUAAGCAGGAUUCAAAAAUAAUUGAACUAGAUGCACUCAGCCAAGUACAACCACAGAAUACCAUAGCAUGUAACAACGAUCUGCUGUCUCUACCAUCUGAUGUAGACCAACUGCUCUUGGAGAAGCUGGAGGCAGAGAUUCAGUGCUUUAUCCUUACAAGAGCUUGGCAGGAUUGGAAACUCCUGACCAAGGAUCAAUUUGCUCUUAACGAGACACAGAAAUCCCUUCUGGCGGAUCACAAAUCUUUAGAAACUAAGCUGAGGCACGCUGAGAACAGGGCGAUGAUGCUGGAGGAGAUGGUGGAUAAACUAGAGUCACAAUGCAAGGAGCUCUCCGAGACUUCAGAAGUUCUGAAGCUGCAGGCCAGAGCUAGCAGGGUCUCCUUGUUCUGCUCGGUCCAGUUUGUGCUGCUAUGCCUAGCCAUGGGGACCCUCCUCGUUCGCUUUCUGCCCUCCUCUCCCGAUAUUGUACCUACUUGAGGUUAGAGAAUUAUGCCAGUCAGCCUUUGUGUAGCCAUUGUCGAAAGAUUGUUUACUGUAAGUUAUUAGGCAUCAAUCGCCUUACAGAUUUUCGUUUUUGUACCAUCAACUCAGAUUUUGCUAGUAAUUUCUUUAUGAAUAUGAGUUUACUGGGUUCUCUGGAUUCUGAAAA